Molecule: messenger RNA, 1853 nt
Organism: Mya arenaria
Lineage: Eukaryota; Metazoa; Mollusca; Bivalvia; Myida; Myidae
Exons: 2
Coding region: 302-1429 (375 amino acids)
Biological process (GO): regulation of transcription by RNA polymerase II
Cellular component (GO): chromosome
Molecular function (GO): chromatin insulator sequence binding
Source: RefSeq, a predicted model, not a curated record
CUUAGUUAUAAAUUUGUCCCUUAACUCAAAUAUAUUGUGAUGGUAAAUACUACCUGUUGGGGGACUUUUUAGUUUAAACUAUCCAUGACAAGAAGCAGUACCUACGUGGAUUAUCAACAAUUGGUGCGCGUGACGUCAUUCCUAUCAUUGUUCCAUUGGACUAGCAGAUUUCGCAAACUUUGAGAUGAUAUACUAAAUGAGUGGUGUACAGAUAAUGGUCAGAGUCUGCUCAAGAUAAGGUUUGAAAACAGGCAUAAUUAAUGAGCGUUUGAUGCAGACGAAACAAUAACUGCUGUUUGAAAUGACUGAAUUUGGAAAUUCCAGUAUCAAUGUUGAAGAGAUGGACAAGGUUGCGUGCAGAUUAUGUGGUAACAAGGAAUUCAAUGACAAAGGCAGUUUUGUUGACCAUAUAAGGGAACAUUAUGUUAGAACGGCCAUGUUUUACAAGUGUAAAGAAUGUGGAUUGAAAUACAAAAAACUCAAUGAGAUUGUGAUACAUAUUCAGACCCAUUUUGUUGUGAAAACAAACCUGUCUUGUGUGUUCUGUGGCAGUUCUCUAGACAGCAGUGAAAUAGCUAACCAUACGUGUUUGGACAAAAAAUUAAGGACAGGUAAAGAAACUGACACCAAGACUCUGUAUCCACAUAAGAAAAGUGAAGGAAAAGCAAGUAAGAGCGGCAGUGCAGAUAUGUCUAUACCAAAUGGAAAUGUUCAAACAAACGUGGAGACAGAAUUUUAUGAUGAGAUUACUCAAAUAGAAUGUCAGAAUGAUAAUGAAAAUGGUGUUGCAGAAAAGGAGCGCCUAUUUGAUAUGUCUACUGAUGUUGCAUAUCAAAAUGAUGCUGGAAUAGGUCUAACUGAAAAGGAGCGACUCAGUGAUGGCAAUCGGCUAAGCAAUUGGGAAACAGAGGGUAAGGACAUUGAAGAUGAGUUGGAAGAUGUUGUGUACGCUCCUAGAGAAACAAAGGCAUCUGACUUUGAAAAGAAUGUAAACAAUUAUAACUGUAGAAUUUGUGGUAAAAUAUACCAUACACUUAAAAGAUUGCGUAAGCAUAGUGCGGUGAAACAUAACUCCUUCAAGCAUUCGAAAAAGAGGAAAAGGAACACAUGUUCCACUCUGGAGCAGUCUGGGAAUGAAGUUAAUGAAGCUGAUGGUGAUGAUGAUGAAGGGAUUGACAGUGGUGAGGAAGAAACGUUGACUUGGGGGAAAAGUAGACCUAUUACCAGAAUAAGAAAGUCUAGAAUGAAAGUACGCAAACAUAACGAUGACAGCGAGUACAUUAAAUAUACCUUCAUCCCGCAACAUAGCUUAGAAUCCGCUGGAUAUAUGUGUAAACUAUGUGAACAACAUUUUGAAAUUAAGACUGAUUUUCAAGCCCAUUAUAAGAUGCAUGUUGAUGCUCAUGAAGAUUUUUGUCAACUUGAAUAAAACUUUAACUCUGGCCGUUUCGCUUCAUUUUGUCAGUAAUAAAACACUAAAAAAAUACAGGGACAAGCCGUGUAGUCGAAAAUUCAAAACUAAACUCUAUUUAGAGGCACACGGCAAAGAACCAAAAGAAAAUGAACUUGAUUCACAAACGCAUAAACACGACAAACACAAAUACAAACAUCCCAAACAGACACACCCAUCGACAUGGAAUUACCGAUAAGUGAUGGGAUUACCGCCUUCUAUGUUCAGUGAAACACGAGUUUACUGGAACACGAGUCUUCUGGGUGCUAAAUUACUCCGUCGUAUCCAAACACCAAUUUAAAAUUACAAGUGUGAGAUUGUGUACUCAAAAACUGGUUUAAACUCCGAUGAAUCCCUGUUUCUCUCACUGUUAAAAGGCAACCAUCUGAACACAUAUAAAUAA